This is a messenger RNA of Aspergillus melleus, 753 nucleotides long. Its product is annotated as ubiquitin carboxyl-terminal hydrolase. Gene Ontology annotation, biological process: ubiquitin-dependent protein catabolic process; protein deubiquitination. The transcript is spliced from 2 exons. The record is from RefSeq and is a predicted model, not a curated record. Gene Ontology annotation, cellular component: cytoplasm. Bases 1 to 753 code for a protein of 250 amino acids. Lineage: Eukaryota; Fungi; Ascomycota; Eurotiomycetes; Eurotiales; Aspergillaceae. Gene Ontology annotation, molecular function: cysteine-type deubiquitinase activity.
AUGUCAUCCGGAGUCGAGAUUAUCAACGGCAAGAAAACAUUCAUCCCGAUCGAAAACAACCCCGAAGUCCUCUCCCGACUAUCCCGCAACCUUGGCGUCUCCACAGCACUCACAUUCCAUGACAUAUUCGACCUGAACAUCAACAAUGACACGUCAGAGAUCUCCCUCCCCCGUCCCAUGAACGCCCUGAUUUUCCUCUGCGUCUCUCCCAUCUUCGACCCUGUCCGCUCGCACCUGAAGUCCACCCUCCCCACCUACACGGGCCACGGGCCCUCGGAACCGAUCAUCUGGAUGAAACAAACGAUCGGACACGCUUGCGGGCUGAUGGCGCUUCUCCAUUGCAUCUUGAACCUUGAUGACGGGAAACACAUAACGUCUGGUUCGAAGCUGGACGAGCUACGCAAGAAGGUUAUCGAGUUGCCUCCCAAGGAACGCGCUCAGGCACUCUACGACUCGCAAUUUCUAGAAGAUGCGCACAUGGAUGCCGCCGUCCAAGGUAGUUCGAGUGUUCCUAGCGCCCGAGAGAACCCGAGCGGGCAUUUCAUUGCGUUUGUGAAGGACGCGCGGGGGAAGGUGUGGGAGUUGAAUGGGGGUUUGCCGGGGCCGUUGGAGAGGGGCGAACUGGGACCGGACGAUGAUUUAUUCAGUCCCGAGGGCGUCAGAUUGACCGUUGGAGAGUUCAUGGAUGUUGCGAAGACGGUGGAUGGCGGGUGGGGUAUUUCAAUCGUGGGUUUGGGCGUGGAUAAAGCUUAG